Messenger RNA from Musca vetustissima, 792 nucleotides. RefSeq names its product phosphatidylinositol glycan anchor biosynthesis class U protein-like. Gene Ontology annotation, biological process: protein localization to cell surface; attachment of GPI anchor to protein. The record is from RefSeq and is a predicted model, not a curated record. Bases 1 to 792 code for a protein of 263 amino acids. Gene Ontology annotation, cellular component: GPI-anchor transamidase complex; membrane. The transcript has 4 exons. Lineage: Eukaryota; Metazoa; Arthropoda; Insecta; Diptera; Muscidae.
AUGUUCCUGUCAUUGGCUUUGUAUGCCUUAGUAGACCAUCAUCUGAUGUUGUUUCUAUUUUCUGUUGUGAUUGAGUCACAUCGCAACUUGUAUCCUGUGAUAUUGCUGGCUCCAGCCGUUCUAGUGUUUAAUAAGAGUGGAAAAGUUAAAGCCAUUUUACAUAUUGCUUUGUCGUUCGUCGUUCUCAGCAUUGCAAUGUUCAGAUUGAACUAUGCCUUAAUGGGAGAUAAAAGUUGGAAUUUCAUUGAUGGUACAUUGGGAUUUAUAUUUUUCUAUCGUGAUUUGCAACCAAACAUUGGUUUGUUCUGGUAUUUCUUUACUGAAAUGUUUGAACAUUUCCGCACAAUGUUCUUGAUAACAUUCCAAAUGAAUGCAACGGUUCUGUAUUUGGUGCCAUUGUCCUUGAAGCUCCGCAAGGAACCGAUUCUCCUUGCAACAAUAUUAAUCGGGCUAAUGUCAAUAUUUCGUGCAUAUCCUUGUGUCGGAGAUGUUUCUUUCUACUUGGCAUUAUUACCUCUAUGGAAACGCUCAUGGAAAUUUAUGGUACACAAUUUUAUUGUAUUUUGUUUCUUUGUGGUGUCACUUUGUAUGCUACCCGCCUUAUGGCAUUUAUGGAUUUAUUCUGGUUCAGCUAAUGCUAAUUUCUAUUUUGGUGCCACAUUAGCAUUUUCAACAGGACAGAUAUUUUUAGUCACCGACUUACUAUUUGCAUACGUGAAACGAGAGUUUUGUCUUUUCAAUGGUCAAAAAAUUAUUGUACAGGGCAAGGAGGCCAAAAUUGUUUUAGGUUAG